Molecule: messenger RNA, 1158 nt
Organism: Cotesia congregata
Lineage: Eukaryota; Metazoa; Arthropoda; Insecta; Hymenoptera; Braconidae
Source: the annotation of a GenBank genome assembly
AUGUUUAGAAUAAAAAUUUCCAGUUAUUUGAUCUUCCGUGAAAUCAUCAAAGGCCUAUUGACUUCCGUCGGUUUUUGGCCUAGGGAGAAUCCUUCAUUACCCUAUCGUCUACUAUCUUACAUACAGCUACCGCUAAACUUCGGAAUGUUUCUCGCGAUAUUUAAUUUCGUCCGGUUAUACGCUCAUAAUUUGACAAUUCUAACAGAAAGCUUCAGUAUUUUGGGCUCAUAUUUGUCAACAAGUUUCAAGGUAACAUACUUCUUAAUAAAUCGCAGAGAAAUAUUAGAGCUUCAUCGUACUUUAGAUACAUAUUUCACAAAAUUAGCCGAAGACCGUCAGAUGAAAAAAAUUAUUUUCAAAAAAUUUGGGAUGUUCAAAUUUCUAAGCUGGUCAUUUUCCUUCGGCGUAUUUAUGACCUUAUCGACAUUGGCUAUCCAGCCAUUGGUUGAUAUGGCAAUUGAGCAUCGUAAGUCUGGAAAAACUGUUAAAUAUCCGUUGAUAUUCCCGAGCAAAUAUCCAUGGCAAACGUCCUCAAACGGAUGGGCAUACAAACUGACCUAUCUUUUUGAAUCACUGGCGACAACAUCUCUCGUUCUUAUAACAGCAGGCAUGGAUUCGUUGUAUUUGUUUUAUAUUUUCCAAAUAAUUGGACAGUUGAGGGAAAUGGGUUACUGUAUAACCCACACAGAUGGAUACAAUGAAAAAGGUAAAGAUUCAGUUAUACGCAGAGCAGUGUAUCAAUAUCAAAUAUUGAUCAGAGCAAAACAAAUAAUUGAGAAGAUUUAUAGUCCGAUUAUUUUGUGGGUAAUGUUCUCAAAUGCAGCAAUUAUGUGUGUCCUCAUUUUUAAAAUCAUGCAGAUGACAACUAUAUCGGCUUUGAGACUGACAAUGAUGUUCGCAUACGUUGUAGCUAAAAUGCUACAAACGUUUCUUUACGCAUGGGGCGGGACAGCACUGACGAGCGAAGAUUACAGAGAAGCUAUUUACAAAAUCAAUUGGUACGGAAGUAAAAAGAUUAUGAAUUCAGUCAUAAUAAUGAUGGCGCAAAAACCAAUGAUUGUAACUGCUCUUAAGUUUUUAACUGUUGAUGUCAAUAUUUUUGCUGCGGUUUUGAAAACUACUAUGUCCUAUUUUUUCCUUCUCCAAACUCUCGAAGAA